Alosa alosa (allis shad) is the source of this 813-nucleotide messenger RNA. RefSeq lists its product as uncharacterized. Bases 1 to 813 code for a protein of 270 amino acids. The record is from RefSeq and is a predicted model, not a curated record. Lineage: Eukaryota; Metazoa; Chordata; Actinopteri; Clupeiformes; Clupeidae. The transcript is spliced from 10 exons.
AUGGCAACUGGGGGCACAGACAAAGGUUUUAAACUGGUCACCCCUGAUCAUGUUGUGGAGUAUAAUGAGGGUGAUGUCACACUGCGCUGUCACCUCUCUCCUGAAACCAGUGCUGUUGCCAUGGAGAUCAGAGGGGAGGGGCUACAGUAUGAGGGCAGAGUGAGUGUGGACCCCCAGCAGCUGCAGAGAGGAGACGUGUCUCUCACACUGAGGAGGAGCAGAGGGGAAUAUAAAGGAGUCAGGUCAUCAGAGGACACCAGGGUUGGGAAUCAGACGCCUGCAUUUGGAGCUGGAGCUGGAACCCGGACUGGAGUAGAUCCAGGGACUGAAGCCGGAACAGAGGAACGAGGUGCGGCUGCUGUGACACACACACAGAUGUUGUUUCGCAACGUGUGCAUAAAAAAAUGGCGAGGUUCAGCUGGUUUAGGUGGAGGAGGUGUUAUAUCUACGCUAAAGAAGAUCACUGCUGAAGAGAGGAAGAACAUGGAGGAAUCUGUCCAGUCUCUGGGUGCAAACAAGCAAGAGGAAGAUAACAAACAACUAGAGGACACACUCAGAAUUCUGGAGAUGGAAUUGGAUGAGUUGAUGCUGAAGAAUGACAGAGAACAUCAAGCUGGAGCCGUCCUCGUGCUGGUCCGCAGGAGCCGCUGUUUGUCGCUCAGGAGGGGAAACCAAUGCCCAGAGCCUGGUUUGCAUCUCAUCUACACCUCCUCUGCCAAUUCUGUGGACUGCCUCCAGACCGCUAUACAGCCCAUUCUCUGGCAAGAUAGGGGCAUGAACUCACGGCUGCAUCUGCUCCUGUUUCAACCCUAA